Molecule: messenger RNA, 1734 nt
Organism: Closterium sp. Naga37s-1
Lineage: Eukaryota; Viridiplantae; Streptophyta; Zygnematophyceae; Desmidiales; Closteriaceae
Source: the annotation of a GenBank genome assembly
AUGAUGCCGCCUCGCCUCGCCUCGUCCCGCCUCGUCCCCGCCCUCGCGCUUUUCGCGCUCCUCUGCUUCGCGCGCGUGGAUCACGCCGCGUGCAACGCGCGCUCGCUCGGCCUUCCGCGUUUCGCGGGGAGGUUCGGCGGGUUGGUGGGGGGAGCGGGGACAGGCGGUAGCUGGUCCUUCUUCCGCCCCCCCCGGACCGGCGGCGGUGGCGGAAAUGGGGCGACGAGCGGCGGGCAGAGCGGACAGGGCGGGUUGGGCUCGCAAGGAGGUGGCGGAAUGAGCGGACAACCGGGUAGCGCGGGCGGGGGAGGCAUGGGCGGAGGGGAAAUAGGCGGAGGAGGCAUGGGCGGAGGAGGCAUGGGCGGAGGAAGCAUGGGCGGAGGAGGCAUGGGCGGAGGAGGCAUGGGCGGAGGAAGCAUGGGCGGAGGAAGUAUGGGCGGAGGAAGCAUGGGCGGGGGAAGCAUGGGCGGAGGAGGCAUGGGCGGAGGAGGCAUGGGCGGAGGAGGCAUGGGCGGGGGAGGCAUGGGCGGAGGAGGCAUGGGGGGAGGAGGCAUGGGGGGAGGAGGCAUGGGCGGAGGAGGCAUGGGGGGAGGAGGCAUGGGGGGAGGAGGCAUGGGCGGAGGAGGCAUGGGGGGAGGAAGCAUGGGGGGAGGAGGCAUGGGCGGAGGAGGCAUGGGGGGAGGAAGCAUGGGGGGAGGAGGCAUGGGCGGAGGAGGCAUGGGGGGAGGAAGCAUGGGGGGAGGAGGCAUGGGCGGAGGAGGCAUGGGCGGGGGAAGCAUGGGCGGAGGAGGCAUGGGCGGAGGGGGCAUGGGGGGAGGAGGCAUGGGCGGAGGAGGCAUGGGGGGAGGAAGCAUGGGGGGAGGAGGCAUGGGCGGAGGAGGCAUGGGCGGGGGAAGCAUGGGCGGAGGAGGCAUGGGCGGAGGGGGCAUGGGGGGAGGAGGCAUGGGCGGAGGGGGCAUGGGGGGAGGCAGCGGGUCAUCGGGUGGGAGUGCGUGUGGCAACAGCAGCAGCAGCAGGAGCGCCAAGCUCACGAGCAGCAAUGGCAAGAGGGUGAUGGCAAGCAACGGGUGUCCGGGGUACGACUGGCAGGUGCAGGCAACCCUAUACUCGCCGCUGCAGCAGGCGCUGUCCUUUGCCGUGCCGCUCGCCCCCACGCUCUCCUCUACCUCUAUUCCCGUCGCCCUCCGCGGCUCCUGCAAGAUGGGCCCCAUUGGCUUCGCACUUAACGGCGUGCCCUUCUACAGUGCAUGUGACGCCCUGGGGAGGGACGCCUUGCAGUACGAGGGCGCCACGUUUGACACGUGUGGGGGGCACCCCACGCCCUCGGGCCAGUACCACUACCACGUCGCGCCCGGCCUCGCCAACCCCUCUGCCAUCUCCGCCUCUCGCACCACCGACUUCCAGCUCUGCACCUCGUCCUUCUGGCAGGACGCCCCCGGCCAGCACUCCCCCCUCGUGGGCUUCCUAGCAGACGGCAUUCCCCUCUACGGCCCGCGGGGGGCAGGGGGAGCGCUGCCCUCUGGGCUGGAUGAGUGCGGGGGACACGUGGGCAACGGCAGUGGGGGCGAGCCGGCGUUUUACCACUACCAUGUCGGCAGCACAGCGCCCUACACCGUGGCGUGCCUCAAGGGCUGUGUGGCGUCGUCUGACUGGGGCACCCUCGGCUCCGCCUCUUGCAGCAAGGCCAGCAAGCAAUACGACUACUCGCCCCUGGCAGCAGUGCUGGCAGCAUAG